CUCCGCAUGUCUGAGUCUCUCUCAGACCAGUGACUCCUCCCGGGAGCCUUCGGGAGGGGUGAGCGCACUUUGAAUCGCUGCUUGAGAGUUAUUUCGGGCUGUGUAAAUUCUGCUGCGGGUGCACGAGGGCCAUCUCUGGGGUUAUGAUGCGUGCGAAGGGCAGGGACUCUUUGAGGCGGUCUGCGCAGGGUUCCGGCCACGUGCGGGCGUGCCCAUCCUAGUCUGCGUGCCGCGAUGCGUGCACUCCCCUGAGCGCUGGGCGGCCCGGUGGCCAGGAACCUGCCGCUCUGUGUCCGGAGCUCCCCCUCUAUGGAUCCCCGGUUCUGGCUGUGCCUCAUGAAGCGCUUCUGCCCGUGUCUCUGCGGACUUGCGAGCCAGGACUGGAGUAAAAGCGACGAGAGGCUGUUGCAGGCGGUGGAGCAGAAUGAUCCAGAAAAAGUCGCCGCCCUGCUGGUGAAAAAAGGACUCUGUGCUUCCAAACUAGACGGAGAGGGGAAGUCGGCGUUCCACGUGUGUGCAGCCCAGGGCCGUCUGGAUUGUCUGGAGAUCAUCCUGUCCCAUAACGUGGAUGUCACCGCCACAGACAGCGCUGGAUUCAACGCCCUUCACCUGGCAGCCAAGAGUGGGCACUCUGAGUGUGUGAAGAGGCUCUUGCAGGAAAGGGUGCCUGUGGACUCCACAGAUGGUUUCGGUAGGACAGCUCUGCACCAUGCGGUGGUCUGUGGUUGCCUGUCCUGCACUGAGAUUUUGUGGGAUUUCAAGGCGUGCCUUGAUGCUCAGGAUGGGGACGGGGCCACGCCACUGUUGCUGGGUGCACAGAUGAGCCGCGUGGAACUGUGUGCCUUCCUAUUGGAUCGUGGGGCCAUGGCCAACCUGCAGGACAACCAGGGCCGGACGCCUCUCAUGUUGGCCUGUGAGAGUGACAGCAUGGAGACGGUGGAGGUGCUGCUCAGGGGCGGAGCCAACCCUCUGCAGACCGAUGCACUGGGACACAGUGCCUCCCACUACAGCGUCGCUUCCGGCAACCGGUACAUCACACGCCUCCUGCAAGACGCAGCCAAGGAGGGCACAGGAGAGGAGGUAACUGCUCAGUGCUUUAUAAUGCAGCCUCCGCCGCCCCCUCCGCUGCCUGGGCGCUCCACACCCCGCAAGCGGAAAGCCCCCCCUCCGCCCAGCUCCCCUUCUCAGGGCUCUUCAGCUUCCCCAGACCCACAGAGGCCCUCUCCGGCUGCUCAGUCCCCUGACAUACAGCGCCCCCCUCAGGCCAGCCUUAUGGAGGAUGAGGAGGUGUUUGAAGAGAUCCGCAGGCUGAGGCUGGAACGGGGACGCCUGCUUCAGAAAAUCAAGGGACUGGAGCAGCAGCAGCAUAGCGCCCACUCUGCACUGGAGGAGCUGUGUCUGCUGAGGGAGCGGCUAGAGCAGGCCGAAGCUGACCGAGACCGGCUGAUGAUGGAGAUGGAGCAGCUGAGAGGGCUGCGGGCGGCCAGCGACUCGGAGGACAUGGAGGACAUGCUGGACUUCCCGGGUGCUGACCGACUGCUCUCCAGACGUUCCCGGGCUUCCGAUCCUGAGUCGGAACCAAGCCAGGCUGACGCCGCCUCCCAAGGAGACUCUGAGUCUUCCUCCGCCCCUCGCAGCCGGAAGGAGCUGGAGGCUCUGGUGGAGGAGCUCACCGCCCAGAAUACUGACCUGGUCCUCAAAGUCAAGAUGCUGGAAACGUUUGAGAAGGACGACACCGACAUGCAGAGCUCCGGGCCGGACUUCGUGCCCACGGUGCUCUAUGACUCCCUGAGGAAGGAGUUCGAUGAGCUGCAGGAGCGCUACUCCCAGGCCCAGGCUGUGGCCGAGGCCUCCAGUGUGACAGGAGAACAGGGAUGCAUUGAGAAGAUGGAAGGGGAGCAGGGUGAAGAGGAAGAUAAUGACGAGGGAGCCACAAAGGAGGCUGAGAGUGCCGGUGUGCUGAAGGAGAAGCUGAAGGAGAUGGAACAGCGGCUGGCUGAGACCCAGACGGAGCUGGAGGAGCUGAAGGAGCAGGUUCAGGUGGGGGUCUUCUCCGUGGAGCUCAGUGGGGGCCAGAACCCUGGCAUGCAGGAUCUGAUGGAGCAGGUGAAGGAGCUGGAAGAGGCCCUUGAGGAGAGGCGGGGCGAUGGGAGUCCUGAGAGCGACAUGACGAGGCAGCUGAGGAGUAGGGUGGAGGAGCUGGAGUCCACCCUGGAGCAGAGGGAGGCGCAAGGGGAGAGCGAGGGAGGAGGUGACAGAGAGCAGGAAGGAGAAGUGGUGCGUAGGCUGCAGGGCAAGGUGGAGAAGCUGCAGGGUCAGCUCCAGGAGUGCGUCCCCCGGGUGGAGCUCGAGGACAUGCAGCUGACCAUGGGGCUGCAACUGGAGCAGCUGGCCAGGGAGCGUGCAGAGGCCUCACUGCGGCUAAACAACGCACUGUUGGAGCUGGAGAAGCUGCGGCCCCCUCCACAGGGCGACGGGGAGGAAGACGAGGACGAGGAGGAGCAGUCUGAGGGAUCAGAUCCCUCCAUCACAUCAGAUCGCUCUGCUCAGAUGUCCGCUGGCAGCACCCUGGCUGCAGUGAGAGAGGAGCUGGAGGUAGCGCGGCAGGAGGCGGCUCAGGCCCUCGACUGCCUGUGCGCAGAGCGGGAGGGACGGGCACAGGACGCCCUGCAAAUGAAGGAUGCAGUACCACUGUCCCAGCACCAGGAGGCGCUGUCCGCACUCACCAGUCAGCUGGAAGAAGUUGCUCAGGAGCUCGAGGCAGAAAGAGACAAGCAUGGACACACUCGGCAGGAAGUAUCCAGGCUGCAGGCGGAACUGCAGACCACGAAACGGGACUUUAUAUCCAAAGAGGAGCACGAAAAAGUCAAGACGGCGCUACAGCGCUCUCUGCAGGACACUGAGAGCAGUGUGCAGGCAGCCCAGGAUGUGCUGAGUGAAAAGGAGGCGGAGCUGAAGGAACUUAGGUCCCAGAGGGCCGCCGAGCAGGGCAUGGUGUCCAAGGAGGACCACGAGGCCCAGCGGGUCUCCCUGCAGGCCGAGAUCAACGCCCUGAGCGCCCAGAUGGUGGAGCUCACACGCAAGCACGAGAAGACCUGCACGGAGGUGUUCCAAGUGCAGAGGGAGGCCCUGUUCAACAAGAGUGAGCGUCAGGCAGCGGAAGAGAAACUGGUGGCCACUCAGAAGCAGCUGGUGGACCUGCAGGCCCAGUCCAGCCACGUGCAGGAGCUGCACAAGGGCAUCCAAGACUCACAAGGCCUGAUCAAGGAGAAGGAUCGCAAGAUCACGGAACUGUCCAAGGAAAUAUUCCGGCUCAAGGAGGCUCUGGGAGCUCUCUCUCCCCCUCUAGGCCUGUCCUCCUCAGGCUCCUCCAGUCAACAGGUGGCGCUGCAGAACCACGUGGCCGUACUUACGCAGCAGCUCCAGGAUUGGGAGCAGAAGCACCGGGCCGUGGUGUCUGUGUAUCGCUCUCACCUGCUGUCAGCCGUGCAGGGUCGAAUGGACGGGGAGGUGCAGGCCUUAUUACUGGAGAUCCUCAGGAUGUCACAGAAGGAGCAAGGCUGAAACACCCAAACAGGCCCAAACAGACCUCCUCCUACUGCCACAGCCGUCUAGUUACGGCGUAAAAUCGUCAGAUGGAAUACAUUAGUUGUCGGACCCGAGAAGAGAAUUCCGAUUCAUCACUUUUGCCCUCUGACAACAAUAGUGCAACGAGGCGUGACAGUCUUGUCUGAAUCACUGACAGUUAGCGAUUUAAUACCUUCAUUUCCAGCUACCCACCUGACUUUCUUUUGUAUUACAUUCCUUCAAUAAAGAGAGAUGAUGAACUGCA
This is a messenger RNA of Brienomyrus brachyistius, 3832 nucleotides long. It is a transcript of the gene ankrd24, whose product is annotated as ankyrin repeat domain 24. Gene Ontology annotation, molecular function: actin binding. The record is from RefSeq and is a predicted model, not a curated record. The transcript has 22 exons. Lineage: Eukaryota; Metazoa; Chordata; Actinopteri; Osteoglossiformes; Mormyridae. The coding region runs from base 310 to 3564 and encodes 1084 amino acids.